Messenger RNA from Diatraea saccharalis (sugarcane borer), 1375 nucleotides. The record is from the annotation of a GenBank genome assembly. Lineage: Eukaryota; Metazoa; Arthropoda; Insecta; Lepidoptera; Crambidae.
CUAUUUUAUUUUAGUAUUUGUGUUCUGUGGGUGUUUUCUUUUAAAGGAAUUGUUCCGACCAUACCCCAACACUUACAAUAUUGUAAUAAUUUAGUUAAAGUUAUUUUACAUCUCAAACACUUUUAAGUUUUCACCGUCAUGUCCGAGAAGCAUUUACAAACCGGUGAUGUACUGCCUCCCUAUAGUGGCAAAUUACGACUUUUUGCGAUGCGGUUCUGCCCUUACGCCGAGAGAAGUGUGCUUGUGUUGAAUGCAAAGAAAUUGGACUAUGAUUUAGUCUUUAUCAAUUUAGACCAUAAACCAGAAUGGAUUUUCCAAUUUAGCCCCAAAGGUACUGUUCCUGCUCUAGAGUAUGAACAAGGAAAGGCAAUUUUUGAUAGCAACAUUAUAAAUGUUUAUUUGGAUGAGAAAUAUCCUGAUGCACCUCUUCAGGCUACUGAUCCACUGAGGAGAGCUGAAGAUAAAAUGCUUGUUGAAAAUUUCAGCGGUGCCCAAUCUGCAUACUAUACAGCUGCAUUCAAUGCUCAAGCACUGCAACCUAACAUGGUUGAAAAUUAUCACAAGGGUUUGGAAGGUUUACAAAAAGAAAUGGAAAGCCGUGGUACUAAAUUCCUCCAUGGGGAUGAAGCUGGCUUGGUUGAUUUUACCAUUUGGCCAUUUUUGGAAAGAUUCCUUGCAUUACCUCUUUUGGGUAAAACUGAAUUUGCUAUUGACUCAGCUAAAUAUGGUUUGUUGACAACAUAUAUUGAAGCAAUGAAGACGGUGCCAGCUGUGAAGGCAUAUUAUUUAGCAGCAGAGACACAUGCCAAAUUCACUGAGUCCCGUGCUAAGGGAGACCCUAACUAUAAUAUGCUGGACACCAGUGCUGUAUGCUGUAUGCGCCCAAGAAAGAAGAAAGAAUAGGAGACAUAUUAUAAAUUCUGAUGAUGUCACAACAUUGAAAAUUCUUUACUUGAUUUACUUAUAUAUUAUUAUUUUGCAAUAUUGCAUGGAAAGAAGCAAUAAUAUUUUUUAUAAAACAAUGCUCAAAGAUAAACUAAAAAUGUCAAGACAUUUCAAGAUUUCAAAUUUGUAUUUUUUUUAUAUUUACAACAUCUUAAAGCUGUAAUAAUUCUGGUCAACACAAAUUAUCUUUAUAAAAUCUGCCAUAUAUUUACUUAGUAAAAGAUACAUCCUCAUCAAAAAGUAAAAUAAUUACAUUACCAUAGAGGUACUUAUUAUCCAAAAACUUGUCUGUGUGGCAGUUAUAUACCAUUAUUUAUUGUUUUUAUUAUUGUAUUUCAUUGGAAAUGUUGUUUAAUUUCAUUUAUUUACAAUAAAUAACAAAGUACGUACUAAAACGUAAAUGUUGGUGCAUAAUAAAAAGUAAAACAUU